This is a messenger RNA of Aphanomyces astaci, 690 nucleotides long. RefSeq lists its product as hypothetical. Gene Ontology annotation, cellular component: axoneme; cytoplasm. Gene Ontology annotation, molecular function: GTP binding; GTPase activity. Bases 55 to 621 code for a protein of 188 amino acids. Lineage: Eukaryota; Oomycota; Saprolegniomycetes; Saprolegniales; Verrucalvaceae. The record is from RefSeq and is a predicted model, not a curated record. Gene Ontology annotation, biological process: vesicle-mediated transport; cilium assembly; intracellular protein transport. The transcript has 6 exons.
GUCCCUUGUCAUUGGUAUUUCCGGGGCAGCUUCCACAACAUCCAACGUGACAACAUGGGUCUGUUCAAGAAGCUAGCCAACUCCCUCGGGAUGAAGAAGCAGUCGGUUCGCAUCUUGGUCGUGGGCCUCGACAACAGCGGCAAGACGACGCUUGUCAACCACCUCAAGCCCAAGAAGCUCCAGUCGCAUGAAGUGGCGCCCACCGUGGGGUUUCAAGUGGAAGAGUUCACAAAGUACAACCUCAGCUUCACCGUGUUUGACAUGUCUGGGCAGAGUCGGUACCGGUCGCUGUGGGAAAACUACUACACGGACGUUCAGGCGAUCAUAUUUGUCAUGGACUCGACAGACACGAUCCGCAUGUGCGUUGCCAAGGACGAACUGGAGCAAAUCAUUCAGCACAAGGACUUGUGUUCCAAGAAGAUUCCCAUCCUCUUCUUCGCCAACAAGAUGGACUUGGCGCAUUCGCUUACUCCAGUGGAAUGCAUGGGGCACCUAGAACUCGACAAGCUCACCAACAAGACAUGGCACAUCACGGCGAGCAAUGCCAUCUCAGGCCACGGCGUGGAGGAAGGCAUCCAGUGGCUCGCGGACCAGUUGGGCAAAGCCAAGUCGAGAAAGUGAUCCCGUUCCUACUACUAGGAUAGUAGUAACACCCAACCACAAACGAUAUGUAUCGUACUAGUAGUACUA